UUUUUUUUUAUAUAUAUCGUUUUCUAAAAUGUCAAGUAAUCAACUCGAAUCUACAACUAACAAACGAAUUGCUUUACCUGUUCGUAUUGAACCUAAGGUAUUUUUCGCCAAUGAACGUACUUUUUUAUCGUGGUUGAAUUUUACAGUUGUAUUGGGUGGUUUAGCCAUGGGACUCUUGAAUUUUGGUGAUCGUAUUGGUCGGUUAUCUGCUGUAUUAUUCACCAUCAUUGCUAUGGGUGUCAUGUUAUAUGCUUUAUAUACUUUCCAUUGGCGUGCUACCAAGAUCCGUAACCGGGAAAAUGCACCUUAUGAUGAUCGUGUGGGUCCUACUGUUCUUUGUAUCUUCAUGUUAGCAGCUGUUAUUACCAACUUUUGGUUACGUCUUGGUGAUCAAGGAAAAGUUUGAAUUUCAUCCUUUUUGUCAUACCUUUUAUAUUCUAAAAUCAAUAUUGAACCCAUGUUUACUUCUUUUUUUCUUUUUUCUUUUUUCUUU
Halteromyces radiatus is the source of this 493-nucleotide messenger RNA. Its product is annotated as vacuolar transporter chaperone 1. Lineage: Eukaryota; Fungi; Mucoromycota; Mucoromycetes; Mucorales; Cunninghamellaceae. The record is from RefSeq and is a predicted model, not a curated record. Bases 29 to 406 code for a protein of 125 amino acids. Gene Ontology annotation, cellular component: vacuolar transporter chaperone complex; fungal-type vacuole membrane. The transcript is spliced from 2 exons.